AUGAAUAAAGAUUUGUUUAAGGAUGCUGUCAAGGAUUUUGCACUGCAAACCAAGAAGAAUCUGACCAUUUUUAAAAAUGAUAAAAAGAGGGUGGUAGUUAAAUGUGUUGAGGAAUGUCCAUUCUAUCUGAGAAUUAGCAAGACUCCCUCAAGGCCUAUCUGGCAAAUUGUAAGCUUUUCUAACACUCACAAUUGCUGCAGGACUGCUACUAAUAGGCAGGCAAAGACAGUUUGGCUUGCUAAGAAGUUUAUGCAAAUUCUAAGACACACUCCAGAUCUGAAGGUGACUGGCUUGAUAGAGGAGGCAAGGGUUAGGUGGGGCAUUGUGAUAGGGAGGUUCAAGGCAUAUAGAGCAAAGGUGAAAAGUCUGGAGAUGUUGCAUGGUGCAAGUAUGGAGCAAUACAGUCACCUGAGGAACUAUGUUGCUGAGUUGCUGAGAAGUAAUCCUGGGUCGACAGUCAUAAUAAAAUCAACAGUGGGAGUACAUGGCCCAGUCUUUGAGAGGAUCUACAUCUUCUUUGAAGCUACGAAGACUGCAUUUGCCAAGCAUUGUAGACCCUUAAUUGGGUUGGAUGGUUGUUUCCUUAAGGGACUCUAUGGUGGUCAACUUCUCUCAGCAGUAGGCAAAGAUGGAAAUAACCAAAUGUUUCCAAUUGCAUUUGCAGUUGUAGAAGCUGAAACUAGGGACUCCUGGACCUGGUUCUUGAACCUUCUUUUACAUGAUCUGAAUUGUGUUAAACCGCAGAAUUGGGGAUUGGUGCCUGCUAUUGCUGAUUUGGGUCCAGACACUGAACACAGGUUGUGUGUGAAGCACUUAUAUGGCAAUUUCAGGAAGAGGUUCCCAGGUGAAGAGUUGAAGAAUACUUUAUGGUCUGCUGCAAGGGCUAGCACAUAA
This is a messenger RNA of Lotus japonicus, 894 nucleotides long. RefSeq lists its product as uncharacterized. Bases 1 to 894 code for a protein of 297 amino acids. The transcript is spliced from 2 exons. Lineage: Eukaryota; Viridiplantae; Streptophyta; Magnoliopsida; Fabales; Fabaceae. The record is from RefSeq and is a predicted model, not a curated record.